This is a messenger RNA of Daucus carota subsp. sativus, 1528 nucleotides long. Its product is annotated as NAC domain-containing protein 7. Gene Ontology annotation, molecular function: DNA binding. The transcript is spliced from 3 exons. Gene Ontology annotation, biological process: regulation of DNA-templated transcription. Lineage: Eukaryota; Viridiplantae; Streptophyta; Magnoliopsida; Apiales; Apiaceae. The record is from RefSeq and is a predicted model, not a curated record. The coding region runs from base 1 to 1086 and encodes 361 amino acids.
AUGGAUACAUUUUCACAUGUCCCUCCUGGUUUCAGAUUCCACCCUACCGAUGAAGAACUUGUUGAUUACUACCUCAAGAAAAAAGUUGCUUCCAAAAGAAUUGAUCUAGAUGUCAUCAAAGAUGUAGAUCUCUAUAGAAUUGAGCCAUGGGAUCUCGAAGAAUUAUGCAAGCUUGGGACUGAGGACCAAAAUGACUGGUAUUUCUUCAGCCAUAAAGACAAGAAGUAUCCAACCGGAACUCGCACAAAUAGAGCUACAAAGCAAGGAUUUUGGAAGGCUACUGGAAGAGACAAGGCUAUAUAUUCCAAGCAUAGUUUAGUUGGGAUGAGGAAGACCUUGGUGUUUUAUAAAGGUCGUGCUCCGAAUGGAAUGAAAUCAGAUUGGAUUAUGCACGAGUAUAGACUAGAAACAGAUGAAAAUGGACCUCCUCAGGAAGAAGGAUGGGUCGUGUGUAGGGUGUUCAAGAAGAGAUUAACAACAGUAAGGAAGAUGGAUGAGCACGAGCCACUAUGCAACUGGUACGAUGAUCAAGUCUCGUUCAUGCCAGAUUUUGAAUCUCCGAGGCAGAUAAGUCACGAGCCUUAUACAGCAUUCCGUAAUCAUCAGUAUUCUUGCAAACAAGAGCUUGAUCAGCUUCAGUAUUUUCGACCUCAUGAACGAUAUUUCCAACUCCCUCAAUUAGAAAGUCCAAGAGUCCCACAAUCUGCACCCGGGGUAAGCAGCAGCUCCGUAGUUCCAUAUGCAUUCGAGCAUUCCUCAACACUCACACAUGAAGAGCAAAUGCAACACAGCAGCCAAACACAAAACCUGAGGUCCCUCUAUGGUAGUAGCAGCAGCAACAAUCUUAUUCAUGAACAUGCUGUGGAUCAAGUGACUGAUUGGCAGGUACUGGACAAAUUCGUCGCUUCACAGCUCGGUCAAGAUAACCAAGAUGCUACAACUAAUAACGAGACAACAUGCUCGAAUGAUCAAGUGCUGGACCACAUAAACAUGUUAUGCAAUGACUUGAAGAGGACAGAUGAUCAGGCAGCUUCCGAAAGCAACUCGCUAUCAGCCAUGAGUUGUCAAAUUGAUCUGUGGAAGUAAGAACAUACAUAAUCCUGGCCCUUUAUUUAGAGGGAGUGUAGAAGCAUUUAUAUAUAUAUUCAUUUGGAGAUAUGAAGUGCAUGCAUGCAGCAGUUCUAUCAUAUGUGCAGUAAUUAUGAAGCAUACAACCUUAUUAAGGGAAAUAUUCUCAUCCAGUUGCUGUAAAUAAUAAAACCAGUAUGUUGACAGCUUGUAUUAAUGGCUGUUCAAGACAUCUAUAUCAUGUGUUAUAAUGUAUACAUUUGUAAUUAUCUGUUUCAUGUUUCAAGUAAUUUCUCCUGCAGACUAAUAUUUUUCCUGUAACCAUGAGUUGUAUGGCUGACUGUUUUUAUAAUUUUCUUGAUUGUAACCCAACACAUUGUUUUUGAUUUUCUUAUCAUCAUUUUUUCCCCACUGAUGGGAAAUGUAAUGAAAUAUAUAUACUAUGGUUUUCAAGCUUGUA